Messenger RNA from Dovyalis caffra, 1386 nucleotides. Lineage: Eukaryota; Viridiplantae; Streptophyta; Magnoliopsida; Malpighiales; Salicaceae. The record is from the annotation of a GenBank genome assembly.
AUGUCGCGCCGUUACUCUCAAAACAACAACAGGCAACAACAAGAAGAGUGGAGAAGCAAUAACAAUAGUAGUAGCAGAAAUUUCCCCAAAACACAAACAAAAUUCAUUCCUAAAAAUCAAAACCCUAACUGCAACCCUACUCUUUCCAAUUCUCUAAGGCAAUCGCUCUCAGAUCAAUCCGACGCCGCCGCCCCAUCAUCCACCGGUAAUAGUGGCGCAGGGGAGUCAUCGAGUAGGAUUCAUAUGGGAGAUGACAAAACCUGGGUGUCGAGAAAAGCUGUAGCUGGUGUUCAGGGCGGUGGAAAAUUUGUAACUUACUUGCCGCAGGAUGAGGCUGUGGCUGCGGGACUUGGUGCCGAUGAAGGAGGGUUGGAUCCAGUAGAAUCGCAGAGAGUUGUUGAUCUUUUGAAUAGAGAAUUGUCUCGGUUACUCAAGUUGAAACCUAAAGAAUUUUGGAAAGAAGUGGCUAGUGAUGUAUCGUUGCAUGAUUUUCUGGAUAGCUUCUUGAAAUUUAGGAGCAGAUGGUAUGAUUUCCCACAUCGUGGAGCCAAAGGAAUUGUUGCAGGGGUGAUUGUUGGAGAGCUUGACUUAUGUCGUCGUGUUUUCAUGGUAUUGUAUCGCAUAUCUUCUAAUAGGGAUCCGGGUGUUCAGGCUGCUGCAACCUUGAAUUCAAAGGAUCAUGCCGGUGGGUUGAAGGAUGGCUGGGUGCUAUUUUCCUCUGGAAGCCAUGAAGGCCAAAGAUCCAGUCCGCUUCUAACUGAUUACUUAGAAGUGAUGGACUUUAUAAAUGAUGCAAUUGUCUCCAUGGAUGCUUUUGUUACUGCAUAUGAAUCAGCAGCUGUGUUCUUUUCAUGCCCUGUCGAAAUGAGUUAUGGGAAUGAGGAAAUGCUGAUCACCCUAGCAAGGUUGCAUGAUACUUUAAUUCCAGCUUUGCAGCAUGGCUUCCGGGUCAUCUUGACCGGAUGUGAUGAUGGAAUGAUAUUGAAUGUUGCAGUUAGUUUAAAGAUGUUAUCGACGAGACUGUCCAGAUUUGGAUGGAAAUUGUUGGACUCUUGCUAUUUAAGUGAUCAAAGUUUUGAAGAUUGCCUUCCCAUUCCACCAGUAACAAAGAUUUUUCCAGCAAAAGUUGAGGAUCCUGUCAUAAGGGCAGACAUAUUAAUUCAAACUUUUAGGGAGAUCAAUGGCAUUCUGCUAUAUGCUCAGGAAAACCAGAGCAAGGACACAUUCCUUCAGAAUCUUGAUAAGAAUCAUCACAUAAUGAGCAGGCUUCAGAGUUUACAAAAUGCCGGUAAUUGUAACAAAUUUCACUUUAUUGCAGGGCUAUUUUUUGAGGAUCUCAAGGGUCCUGAAUGUAUGAAUCCACGUGAUGCAGCCUUUGCUUCAUAG